UUAAAUACCUCCUCUCUUGUUCCACCAAGCCCUCAGGUCAGAGUGAAAGACCCCUCUUAUGUAACUGCAUAACGUACCUGCUGCUGUCAGAGAGCAGGUGAGACUAUAGUGCACUGUUUCCAAACGCAAGCUGGGCAGGAACAAGUGGCCAAAAAAGUCUCUGUGGAAACUAUCUCUUGGCAUGCUGAUGUGCACGGAUCUGCACUUCAUCUCUCAUUGAAGCUGACUCAAACCUUCAUGGAUUCUCUGAACCUGCUGAGCCCUUACCUGUUCCGAUACAAAGGGAAGAACUUUGCGGUGCAGGAGGGAGUGAAACCCAAAGACCUUGAUGCUCUCCAGCAUGUGGAAGUCCACCCGAGUGAUAUCUACCUGAUCACUUACCCAAAGUCAGGCACAAUAUGGAUGCAGCAGAUUCUUGUCAAGAUCAUGGAUGCUGCACACCCUGACCAGGUGGAGGACGCCACUAAUAGGGUGCGUGUUCCCUGGCUGGAGGGCAGCACUGUGGACAACUUCCUUCGAGAAAGGCCAGAUCCCCGGCUCUACCGUACACAUCUGCCCCCUAACAUGUUGCCCCAUGGAGUGAAGACCAAGAGAACCAAGGUGACUUAG
This is a messenger RNA of Epinephelus fuscoguttatus (brown-marbled grouper), 609 nucleotides long. RefSeq names its product amine sulfotransferase-like. The transcript has 3 exons. The record is from RefSeq and is a predicted model, not a curated record. Gene Ontology annotation, cellular component: cytoplasm. Gene Ontology annotation, molecular function: sulfotransferase activity. NCBI's taxonomy places the organism in Eukaryota, Metazoa, Chordata, Actinopteri, Perciformes, Serranidae. Gene Ontology annotation, biological process: sulfation. The coding region runs from base 238 to 609 and encodes 123 amino acids.